Salvia miltiorrhiza (redroot sage) is the source of this 627-nucleotide messenger RNA. RefSeq names its product protein CYSTEINE-RICH TRANSMEMBRANE MODULE 9-like. Lineage: Eukaryota; Viridiplantae; Streptophyta; Magnoliopsida; Lamiales; Lamiaceae. The record is from RefSeq and is a predicted model, not a curated record. Gene Ontology annotation, cellular component: plasma membrane. The transcript has 3 exons. Bases 243 to 467 code for a protein of 74 amino acids.
AAUAUAAAUUAAUAAUUUAUCAUUAUCAUUAAAUCUUUCCUUAGUUGAAUUGUGUUUCCCUCUCCGCCUUUUUUUCACGCGGUGUCGCCGCCCUCGAGGUUCCUUCCUCCGCCACAUCCAACGCCUAUAUAUACAUAUACAUACACAUCUAAAUCUUCAACACUCACACACAAAUUCUUCCUUUGCCUUUACUGAAAAACUCCUCAAUUUUCUCUGCUUAUUUUCUCUCUCUACAUAUCAACAUGAGCAACCAGAAUCAAGCAUAUCCACCACCCGCCACCUCAUACCCGGCGGAGCCACAGGGCGGCUACAUGGCGCCGCCGCCGCCGGCUGGCUACCCGACGAGAGACGGGCAGGCGGAGCAGGCUCCGCCUGCGGCCGCCGACACCCAGUCGAGAGGCGACGGCUUUUGGAAAGGAUGUUGUGCUGCCCUUUGUUGUUGCUGUAUGUUGGACGCUUGUUUCUAAGAAGUUUAAUUAUGUAAUUUCACAUUCAUUUAUCUUUUAUCGAUUUAAAUAAUGUAUAUUUUGGAUUUUUUUUAUUAGAUUAGAGAGUUUGUGUGAGGUUUGAAAUAUUUGUUUGAUUACAUCAUUUUCGUACAUUUAUUAUGAAAGUUCUUUACGUGUA